CUAUUGGCUGCCGUGUCCGUGACGUCACGUUCUCUCUUUUGAGAAGGCCGGUCAUAACCUGGCUGGCGAGAAGUGCGGGUUCAGUCGAAGAAAAAGGAUCCGGAGAAAGAGAAAGAGAAAGAGCAAGAGCGACCUUGAGGGGAAUCCGAGAUGGACAGCAAACGGGAAGAGAGGUACACCUAUGAAGACGUCAAGAAGACAGCGGACUGGCUGUUGUCCAAGACGAAACACCGUCCCAAAAUCGCCAUCAUCUGUGGCUCGGGCCUCGGAGGGCUGGCUGAUCUGCUGAAGGACCAAGUUGCCUUUGAAUAUUCCAAGAUCCCCAACUUUCCCCAGAGCACAGUGGUUGGUCAUGCUGGAAGGUUGGUGUUUGGAAACCUCAGUGGCGCCCCCUGCGUUGUGAUGCAAGGCCGCUUCCACAUGUAUGAAGGCUACCCGCUCUGGAAGGUGACUUUUCCCGUCCGAAUCUUCCAUCUCCUUGGUGUGGAGACCCUCAUCGUGACCAAUGCAGCUGGGGGACUCAACCCUGACUACAAAGUGGGGGACAUCAUGGUGAUCCGGGACCACAUCAACAUGCCAGGUUUUGCUGGACAGAACCCACUGAUGGGACCCAAUGAUGAAAGAUUUGGGGCUCGAUUCCCUGCAAUGUCGGAUGCCUACGACCAGGACGUGAGGAAGCUGGCCCAUACAGUGGCAUCCGAGAUGGGUUGUUCUGGGUGCGUCCGCGAAGGCGUUUACGUUGCCUUGGGAGGUCCCAACUAUGAGACCAUUGCUGAAUGCCGCUUCCUGCAGCGAUUGGGUGCAGAUGCCGUAGGCAUGAGCACGGUCCCCGAGGUGAUUGUGGCCCGCCAUUGCGGCAUCCGUGUCUUCGGCUUCUCCCUCAUCACCAACAAGGCCAUCCUGGACUAUGAGACCAAGGAGAAGGCCAACCACGCCGAGGUCCUGGAGGCCAGUCGGCAAAGCGCUCGCACCCUCGAGAAACUGGUUUCCUUGAUGGUCCAGCGCAUCGAGCGCAACAACAAUGUGGCGUGAUGCACGGAGAGAGAGGGGACCUCCCGCUUUGCGCAAUGAAGAAUCAUUCACACCUCAGCAUGUCGACUCUCUCCUCUUCCUUCCUUCGCUUCCCCAAAGAUUCGUCAUGGUCAAAUCCAGCUGCUGUUUUUUUGCUGUCAGCUUGUUUUCUGUCCUGCUUCGGUGGCGGAAGAGCUUUUGCCACCAAUGAAUUGUCCUCCUAUUUGUGUAUUUGACCUGGUGCAGUGUCGGUCCAUCUCUGUCUGUCUCCCUUUGGCUUCUGAACCGUGUUGUUCCUGGUUGUUUGCAUUCCACUUCUCUCCUUCCUUCUCCUCAUAAUCCAGGCCAGAGUAGUGCCAGGUAUCAAAAUCAUGUGGGGCCCCUUACACACCGCUGUAGGAAAAACCACAUUAUUUUCUUUGAACUGGAUUAUAUGGCAGUGUGGACUCAGAUAACCCAGUUCAAAGCAGAUAUUGUGGAUUAUCUGCCGUGAUAUUCUGGAUUAUAUGGCUGUGUGGAUGGGCCCUGGGUCUUGCUACAGCUCACUUUUUAAAUUGCUUUCAGAUUUUUUUAAAAAACAAAUAAUUUGGAAUUGCAGAAUUUGAAUUUCUGGAAUUCUAAAGGAGUCUGUUUCCCAUUUCAAAAUGCUCUUAUCAAUUCAAUCAGAACCAGGAUAAUCAAUGGUUUCUGGCGCCACUGCUUUGGUUUCUAGGGUUUAUUUUCCCCAAACAUAGGAUUGUGGAGUUAGAUGGGGCUUCAAAUCUUACUUGAUCCAACAACCUGGAUGUGUGCCUCCUUUCUUUUUGUCUCACAACCCAGAGCUGGCCUCCCAUAUGUGAAGUGUUGUCCCUUUGUCCUUCAUGGUAGGGAUGUUCUGUGUCCGAUCCACUUGUCUGUUUGACCUCUUAGUCACUGUGACCCAUUCUUUACAGCUUCUUUCUGAAGCUCCUUCUACAUUGCUAUAUAAUCCAGAUUUUUAAAUCAGAUAUUCCACAUGAUCUGCUUUGAACUGGAUUAUAUUAGUCUACACUGCCAUAUAAUCCAGUUCAAAGCAGAUAAUCUGGAUUUUGUAUGGCAGUGUAGAAGGAGCCUGAGAGGGCCUUGUGAACAGAGAUGUGUUCAACCAACAAUUUUUGUCCCAAAGCCGGUGAGCUAGGGCUUCUUCAUGAUGCAAUAAUCAACUUAAGGCCUUGAAAUAAAAAUGCACAAAUCCUGCAUGUAGAGAAUUAGUAUAUCAGGGAGAAGGCUGAUGUGUCGGCCUUCUCUGUGCAGGUUUGUUUAGAAGAGGAUUCAAUAAUCUGAACCUGUUACCUUGUGAGAAAUAAGUCUGUGGUCCCAGUCCAUUGCCAUGUCUGUAGCUCAUCUUAACCCCCUUUUAAAAUUAAAUGGGACUGUUUUUAAGGUAACAUCCUAAGCAAAAGAGCCCUUUUUUCUCAAACCUUGAAGGUAAUAUUCUUGCCUUCCAAAUCGCCCAACCUUUGCAGCUAGAUUUCUAAUAGAAGUGCCUGGUAGGAGACAUAACUGAGAGACGCCUUUCACAGCCAGUGCGAUUGCAAUGGAUAGUUGUGACUGGACCAUUGCACCUUAUGGUACUUCUCAGGUCUAGGAAUGUGAAGUAUGCUGGCUACUAAAGAGCAAUAUAGCACAUGUAUAUUCCCAAUGUUUAAGAAUUGGUGUAUUUUUAAAGCAGUGGCAAAGAGCGACUCAUUCUUUUUUAGAUAGUCACUCCCUCCUCAUGUUUCCUGAUUUGUGCAUUGGGCACGAAUAUGUGCCCUUCUGGGUUGCUGUGAGUCUUCCGGGCUGUAUGGCCAUGUUCCAGAAGCAUUCUCUCCUGACAUUUCACCCACAUCUAUGGCAGGCUUCUUUAGAGGUUGUUAGGUCAUCAGGAGAGAAUGCUUCUGGAGCAUGGCUAUACAGCCUGGAAAAUUCACAUGCUCAGGAAUGCCCCACAAGGACCCAACAGCUUUUAUUGUCCGUGUUAUUUAAAGAAAAGAUCUAUUGCUUUCCUGACUUAUUCAUACUCUGAAAUGAUGCGUAGACACGAGAUAAAGUAAAAGAUUGACAAUUCCUUUGCCCAACAUCCAUGCUUUGAGAGAGCUUUGCAUCCAGCGGAGAUGAGUCUAGGGUUGCCAAUGGACCAAACCUGCUGGCUCUUGUGUCUUUUGCAGCCACUCAGUUUGCAGAUUGUAUUAAGUCAAGCUUUCCCCUCACUGUAGAAAUGUAUUGAAUAUUGUCCUUAAACUUGUGUCCAUUUGGAUGUUGUUGGACUGCCACUCCCAUUGUCCCCAACAAGGACUUGAUGGGAAUCCAGCAAUGCUUGGAAGGCCACACAUGGGCCAACCUUGCCCUAAGAUCCAACAUUGUUUCUAGGUCUGACUUUGGUGGAAUUAGGAUAGGUGGCUUCUGUGCUUUGCAAAUUGAGCUAUACAUGUCUGAAACUUUUAUCUGACCUUUCUUUGCUCCUUCUGUAAUCUUAUCACCUUGCAAAUGGCAGCUUAGUAAUAGCAAGACACUGGAGGCAAUAGCAAUGAAUGUGCAAAUGAUGGAUAUCGACUCAGAGGCCCCAAAGUUCUCGGCAGGUUCAGAAACAUAUAAUAUAUAUAUAUAAGUAAUGUAUGUAUACAAUAUGAAUAUCUCUAUUUUUUUAGAGGAGUAUCAGCAUUCUGCACUUUUUAUUUUUAUUUAAAUGAAUGAAUGGAGCCCUGGUUUUAUUAAUUGUAAUAUGAGUGAAUAAUAAAGGAAGUUGGAACAGACA
Molecule: messenger RNA, 3766 nt
Organism: Anolis carolinensis (green anole)
Lineage: Eukaryota; Metazoa; Chordata; Lepidosauria; Squamata; Anolidae
Gene: pnp
Product: purine nucleoside phosphorylase
Exons: 6
Coding region: 151-1032 (293 amino acids)
Biological process (GO): nucleoside metabolic process
Cellular component (GO): cytoplasm
Molecular function (GO): purine-nucleoside phosphorylase activity
Source: RefSeq, a predicted model, not a curated record